AUGUUUUGCGGCGUGUUCAUUGUGGCACUUGUCCAGUCCCUUUUCUUCAACUUCCUCGAUCUUUCACCAAACGAAAAAAUAGUGAAAUAUCUCAUUGAAUUGGAGUGGUGGGAAAAGGCGACCCGCCACAACGCGGCAAAGUUGUUGCAAGCAGCAUGGCGAGCAGGGGUCUUGCAGCAAGGAGGCGAGUUGGGCGAUCAGCGUCAUCUUUUCUCGAUAAUGAGAGCUGCACGCAGUUUGCGGAUGAACAUGCCUGCCAUCGAGCUGUCUGUUGAAGAUCAAGUGGCGGAGAUGGAGGCAACUAUUCUGGCAGAAGUGGACCGCAUGGAGGCUCAAAAGCUGGAGAUUUUGCAGAGAAUCCAGGCAAAGGCAACACAACUCGCCGCUUUGAAACUGCGACUGAACAGCAAAUAA
Molecule: messenger RNA, 414 nt
Organism: Phytophthora infestans T30-4
Lineage: Eukaryota; Oomycota; Peronosporomycetes; Peronosporales; Peronosporaceae
Exons: 1
Coding region: 1-414 (137 amino acids)
Source: RefSeq, a predicted model, not a curated record